This is a messenger RNA of Acanthaster planci (crown-of-thorns starfish), 2144 nucleotides long. RefSeq names its product short chain dehydrogenase/reductase family 16C member 5 (gene sdr16c5). Gene Ontology annotation, cellular component: lipid droplet. Gene Ontology annotation, molecular function: oxidoreductase activity, acting on the CH-OH group of donors, NAD or NADP as acceptor. The record is from RefSeq and is a predicted model, not a curated record. NCBI's taxonomy places the organism in Eukaryota, Metazoa, Echinodermata, Asteroidea, Valvatida, Acanthasteridae.
AUGACACUGGCAGUACACUAUGGUCCAAGUAUUUAGGCCUAGCCGUAGUAGCCAAGUACUCACUACUUCGGUAGUACUAGUAGUUUACAGCUCUAUGGUAGGCUCGUACAUGUAGUAGGCCUAGUCACGGGCAGAACUUUGGGCAGAACUGAGGGUAUCUGGCAGGGAGCAAGAUGUCUCUACCAAGAGCACUACUGGAGCAGCUAUGGAGCCUCUUCCUAUUACUGUGGUACUGCUUAGAAGCCGUGAUAUUGGCAUGCAUCCCCCGCUCAAUGCGGAAGCGCAAAAGUGUAGUUGGUGAAAUUGUGUUGGUCACUGGCGCAGGAAGCGGAAUCGGUCGCUUGCUGGCUCAGGGGUUCGGACAGCUGGGAGCUACUAUUGUUCUGUGGGAUGUCAACCAGGCAGGCAAUGAAGAGACAGCAGAUCAGAUCCGUGAGAAUGGAGGCAAAGCCUACGAAUAUACUGUCGAUGUCAGCAACAGCGAGAAAGUGUAUGAGGCUGCUCUGAAAGUUAAGCAAGAUGUCGGGGAUGUGACAAUCUUGGUCAAUAAUGCUGGCAUCGUCACUGGGAAAUCAUUUCUUGAUUGUCCCGAUCACAUGAUCAAGAAAACAAUGGAUGUCAAUAUCAAUGCACACUUUUGGACCCUCAAAGCUUUCCUACCAUCCAUGAUUGCUAAGGACAAAGGCCACAUUGUGAAUAUAGCCAGCCUGGCUGGUCUGUUUGGAAUGAAUAAACUGGUAGACUACACCACCAGCAAGUUUGCUGCAGUUGGUCUCCAUGAUGCACUGCACUAUGAGUUAGUGUUCAGUGGCAAGGCUGGAGUGAAGACUACUGUGGUCUGUCCGUUCUUCAUUGACACUGGUAUGUUCAGUGGAGUCAAAAUCAAAGAUCCGCUCUUGACAUUGCCACUUCUGAAGCCAUCCUAUGUCGUCAGGAACGUUAUCGAUUCUGUGCUUCUUGAAGAGCAGAUGUGUGUGCUCCCUCGACACAUCUUCUUGGGAGUCCUCCUGAAAUACUGGUUGCCAGAGAAGGCCACACUGCACAUUUUUCGGCGUUUGGGCUUUGAUGAGUGUAUGUCGUCAUUUGUUGGCAGAGGCAAGCGGGACUGAAUUAUCCACUGUGAAGUUGGAGAUCAACUUUUUACCAAAGUUUCUGAAGUCAUAGUUUAGUGUUUAAUCCUUUAAUAAAGGUAUGAAAUGCGUAAACAUUCAUUUAAGAGUAGCUCAGGAGCAGAAUGGGGUUGAUUAAUGCCUGAGCUUAAGGCAAGGGACAUCAUCAGCGUCUAUUUUCCUGAGCCGGUCUUCAGUGAAUGUUAAUGACCAGCUAAUUCAUAAAUACCUUUUGAGCUACAAUAUAAAGAUGAUAAAGUUCUAACAAUUUUGUUUAGCCAUUUUACAUCAUUGUUCAGACAUCCCUCAAGUAAUGUAUGUUCCUCUUGUGAGUAGUCAUAAACGAUCCUCUUGAAAUGGAGACUAGUGUGCACUUUGCACAUAAUGCUUGAGGUGGCACACAACCAGUCCGUACUCUAUCAACAGGCCAUGUGAUGGGCUCUCAACUAUUAGGAAUGUCUAAACUGUCUAAGGUAUUUAUGAAGACAUGUAGGAUUGAAUUCAUUGAAUAAUUCAUUAUCUAUACUUGGUGUUGGAGAUGCACACAUUCAUAUACCAACAAACCAACCUGGUGAAGAUACUAACAGUUCUAUUCAGUUGAGCUGGACCCAGGGGCCCUCCUUGUUACCUGUGUCACUUUGAAUGACCGACUAACUAGGUAUAAAUAAUGUUCUGUUGUGAGCUUUGAUACACCACUGGCCAUGGACACUGUCUACAUACAGGUCAGUGUGGACAGCUGAAUUUUAUGGCUUAUUUUUACCUGAACUUCUGCCUCGUGAUCACUACCAUUUCAUGCUUUCUUGUGAAGCACUGAAACAGUUCAGCUUUCCAGCUUAAUGUACAUGUACACCUAACAAGCUUGUGCAGUGCACAGUGUGGACCGUUCAAAUAGUACCUUUUUUGCAGCUGUUCCUGUGCAAGAAACCCACACAUACAAGUGUGCAAACACCUUCAAUCAUGGACUCCCUAUUGUUCCUCUUUUGUUCAUACUUAACUUUUCGGAAGACCUCCCAUAUGUUUAGUACACGUUUUCCA